Messenger RNA from Salvelinus namaycush (lake trout), 2253 nucleotides. RefSeq names its product PDZ domain-containing protein 4-like. The transcript is spliced from 6 exons. The record is from RefSeq and is a predicted model, not a curated record. Lineage: Eukaryota; Metazoa; Chordata; Actinopteri; Salmoniformes; Salmonidae. The annotation marks the transcript as partial.
AUAAAUGGUAUUGAUAUCCAGAACAGAGAAGAGGCGGUGGCCAUUCUGACCAGAGAGGACAGCAUCAACUUCUCACUGCUGCUGGCCCGACCUGACAUAGAGAAUGAGCACCAGGGGGACCCAGCGGAGGUGGAUAUGGAGAUGCCUCUCGGCAUGACUGUUGAGGCCCUCCACACCUGCCACCUGCCCAGCCUCUACCGAGAGGGGCCACACACCCCCACCCACAUCCUUAGUCUGACCACUCUCAGUAACAGUCAGGAGCUGGACAGUGGCGUGGGCCGUACAGACGAAAGCACCCACAACGCCGAGUCCUCUGAACAUGACCUGCUGGGAGACGACCAGACCAGCGCCCCAAACACCAACACAACCAACACCCCAGGCAGCAUGAGGAAGUUCAGGCCUGGGAAUACACCCUCGUCCCCCUUGCCCCACCUCCAAGAGAUACACCUCAGUAAUGACUCCCAGCCCAGGGUGGGGUUGUAUGGAGGAAAGGGACUGGGAGGGGGGUACGUACCCGACCCACUUAUGAUGAUGAUGAUGCCGGGUCUGACUGAGGAAGAGUGCGAGAGGUACAGGGAGCUACUGGAGAUCAGGUGUCAGUUUGAAAGAAACAGGAAGCUUGCAGAGAGAAGCCAGGGAGGAAGAUCAGGGACUGAGGAGGACGAGGAGGAGCGCGAGAUAUGUGAGGAUGAAGGGGGGAGUGACCCAAAAGUCGAUGUAAUCUGCAACGAGAGCAUGACGCAACACGAGAUGGCGUUGUUAGAGGAGGAACUACGUCAUCUCGAGUUUAAGUGUCGCAACAUCCUGAGGGUGCAAAAGAUGCAACAGCUGAGAGAACGAUGCAUGAAGGCGUGGCUUCUGGAGGAGGACGUCGUUGGCCGUGGAGCCCUACCCACUGGUCCUGAAUCCGCCCCCGACCACGUCACAGACCCAGAGCCCGCCAACGAGCUCCACCGCGAGCUAUCGGACAUCAAUGAGCUCCCUGAGCGGGAGAGAUCCGACCCAGACCCAGACCAGGACAAAGACAGCACCAGCGCCUACAACACAGGGGGAGAGAGCUGCAGGAGCACCCCUCUGGUCAGCACCGAGUUACUCCCUCUGUCUUUGUCCAUCCAGGAAGAGGGUAGAGGAGGGGACACCCCCAACAGACACAGCCGAGACCGGGCCGACAAGGUCGGGUCUAGGCGGGGAUGGGAGAGAGGAGGACAUGGUAGUCUGAAUGGUUCCUUCUCUCCCAACAGCUACAGGAAGUACCAGAUCCAAAUUACCAAUGCCAGCACAAGCCCCGUCCAUCCUAAAUUCUGGUCUCUGACCCGGGGGGAUGAUGUUGUCGGGGUGGGGUCAUCAUCACAGAGGGGGAUAGCUGAUGGCGGAACAACCACGACACCCCCACGGAAGUCCCCCAGAGCUAACCCCACACACCACGACAGGUCAGGGGGUCGAACCGCAGAGUCCAGCCCGUACUUCACACGGCGUCGCCAAGGCAACAGGCCUCCGGCACCGAAACGCUACCAAAGCUGCAUGCAGCUGCCGUCGAGCGACCCGGUGGUCCGGAUCGACUCCCUGGACUCUGUAGACCGAGCCGUGGUCCUGGGGAUGGGUCUAGGCGAGAGAGGGGCUGCAGCAGGCAGCAGUGGUCAGGCCAGUCCCAGGAGUGUUAGUGGUGCCCCAGCAGACAGCACCGAGGCCCAGGACAGCCACACAGGCCUCCCCCUACACCUCCCUCUGCAGCUGGGGCUGGCUGCACCUCGCAUGGAGUGGAAGGUGAAGAUCCGUAGCGACGGGACGCGCUACGUUGCCAAGCGACCAGUGAGGGACCGCCUCCUUAAAGCCCGGGCCAUUAAGAUCAGAGAAGAGCGCAGCGGCAUGACGACAGACGACGACGCGGUCAGCGAGAUGAAGCAGGGACGUUAUUGGUCGAAAGAGGAGCGUAAACAACAGCUGCUGAGGGCCAGGGAGCACCGGCAGCGCCGUGAGUUCAUGAUGCAGAGCCGGCUGGACUACCUGAAGGGAGACAGAGAGCCACCGGGGGGAACUAUGGACGGGAAGGCUGCAGGAGGACCUCCAGGCCUGCAGGGGGAGACAGGUUGUAGUCCCAGUAUCCUGGCCCUCAGCCAGAAGAAGUUUAUGAAGAAGAGGAACAAGAGGAUCCUGGAUAACUGGAUCACCAUCCAGGAACUACUCGCUCAUGGAUCCAGGUCACCAGAUGGAAAGAAGGUGUAUAAUUCUCUUCUCUCUGUUACUACAGUGUGA